AUGAGCGCUCAUAUUUUACUGUUGACACUUUUUGCUUCUUCCAUAAAAACCCAAACUUUCAAUACACAUCCUUCGAAUUUUAUAUCACUUCCAGCUACACCCACCAAGUCACUCUGUACUAUCACAUGUGCUACUUUUACGACGGGAGUGCCUCUAGUCUUGGACGAUAUCCGCUGUCACUCCCAAAAUUUAAAGCAAAUUAAUAAAGAGCAUGAAGAAUACUUGUGGUAUUUCAGAGCUUUAGGACUUCCUACUAAAUUAGCUCCAUAUCGAUCUGACACAGUUUACCCGGCAAUGAUAGCUACUAUGCUAUCCCAAUAUGAAUAUGUUCUUAUAUGUGAUAAAUCCAACAUCCGAGUGUCUGGAUCACCACAAUACUAA
This is a messenger RNA of Phycomyces blakesleeanus NRRL 1555(-), 381 nucleotides long. RefSeq lists its product as hypothetical. The transcript has 4 exons. The record is from RefSeq and is a predicted model, not a curated record. Bases 1 to 381 code for a protein of 126 amino acids. Lineage: Eukaryota; Fungi; Mucoromycota; Mucoromycetes; Mucorales; Phycomycetaceae.